AUCCACUUCACUUCCAGAACCCGAGUUCAUAUUUAAUUUCUGCUUUUCCCUGCCCUCCAUUCUGCAUCAUAUCCAGGGAAACACGAAGGUUGCUGUCUAAAAUUACGAAUCUUUCAGUUAUCUAAUUCCUUCCACACCACACCGACACAAUGCCCCGCUCCAAGCGUGCCAGAGUCGUGCACGAGUCCAAGACCGCAAAGAAGUCGCACAAGGAACAAACCAGACGCCUAUACGCCAACAUCCGAGAAUGCAUUGAGAAAUACGACCACCUGUUUGUGUUUGGGGUUGAUAACAUGCGCAACACAUACCUGAAGGAUGUGCGUACGGAAUUCGCUGAUAGCCGACUCUUCUUCGGCAAAACCAAAGUCAUGGCGGUCGCGCUGGGCCACACGCCGGAGAACGAAGCCGCGCCGAACCUGCACAAGCUGUCGCCGACGCUGACGGGCGCCGUCGGCCUGCUCUUCACCUCGCGCGACCCGGCCACGGUAACGGACUACUUCGACAACUUCCGGCCGCUGGACUACGCCCGCGCGGGCACGGUCAGCACGCGCGCCUUCACCAUCCCCAACGGGCUGGUGUACUCGCGCGCCGGGGAGAUCCCCGCCGCCGAGGACGAGCCCGUCAGCCACACGAUCGAGCCCGAGCUCCGCAAGCUGGGCGUGCCCACCCGCCUCGUCAAGGGCAAGGUGAUGCUGGAGCUGACCGACGACCAGGAGGGGUACCCUGUGUGCCGGGCCGGCGAGGUGCUCGAUUCGCGGCAGACGACGCUGCUCAAGAUGUUCGGCGUCGUCUCCUCCGAGUUUCGGGUCGCCUUGAAGGCGCACUGGACCCGGAGUACGAAUGAGGUCGAGCUGUUGGCGAAGGAUGAGGAUGGCAUGGAGGAGUAGUUGACGAACCAGAAAGAAGAAAAAAUGAACCAACUCAGGAAUACCUAUCAUCUUUUAUCAUGUUUUUCUUUUCUCUCUUUUCCACAGGUCUGCGGGGCGGGUCUCUUUCAUAUACACCAUUGUUUUUGUUUCUCAUCUAGAAAAGUUUCAUUUCCCUUUUAUUUAUGAUUCUCCUUCAAUUACCCCCCUCCCCGCCCGUGUAUAGAGACUGAAGAAUAGAAAUAAAGUGCCUCGGCUUAGCGUUUAAGGCUGGUUUGGUGCCAGCGCAUGAGCAUGAACAGACACUGC
Messenger RNA from Aspergillus fijiensis CBS 313.89, 1175 nucleotides. Its product is annotated as ribosome assembly factor MRT4. Lineage: Eukaryota; Fungi; Ascomycota; Eurotiomycetes; Eurotiales; Aspergillaceae. Gene Ontology annotation, molecular function: RNA binding. Gene Ontology annotation, cellular component: preribosome, large subunit precursor; nucleolus. The record is from RefSeq and is a predicted model, not a curated record. The coding region runs from base 150 to 887 and encodes 245 amino acids. The transcript has 2 exons. Gene Ontology annotation, biological process: nuclear-transcribed mRNA catabolic process; ribosomal large subunit assembly; rRNA processing.